Molecule: messenger RNA, 1376 nt
Organism: Pararge aegeria (speckled wood butterfly)
Lineage: Eukaryota; Metazoa; Arthropoda; Insecta; Lepidoptera; Nymphalidae
Gene: Cyt-c1
Product: cytochrome c1, heme protein, mitochondrial
Exons: 7
Coding region: 57-983 (308 amino acids)
Biological process (GO): mitochondrial electron transport, ubiquinol to cytochrome c
Molecular function (GO): electron transfer activity; heme binding
Source: RefSeq, a predicted model, not a curated record
UUGACAGUCGUUUCGUCUUUCAUUACGACGUUUUCGAUUUUAGUAGUUUUACUAUCAUGGCGGCCGCCGUAGGCAGGAUUUGUGGGGCACGACUUUUGAAAAAUUAUGGGAUAGUUGCACCCCAGGUCUGUCAGCUGUCCACUAGUGCUAAAGGAUGGACGAGGAAUAGAAAAUUGUGGUUAUCCACAUUAGGUGUAGUUGGAGGAGGUGUGGGGGCACUGCUGUUUGCCCUUGAACAGUCUGUGCAGGCCUCUGGGUCUGAAGCACAUCCCUACCACCAACCUUGGAGCCAUGAUGGGUGGUUCAAGUCGCUUGAUCAUGCUAGUGUACGACGAGGCUAUGAAGUGUACAAGCAAGUGUGCAAGGCAUGCCACUCAUUGCAGUACAUUGCUUUCCGCAACUUGGUCAACGUGACCCAUACUGAGGAACAGGCCAAGGCUGAGGCAGCUGAGGUCAUGGUGAAGGAUGGUCCAGAUGAAGAGGGCAACUACUUCGAGAGGCCUGGCAAGCUCUCCGACUACUUGCCAUCUCCAUAUCCUAAUGAAAAUGCUGCCCGAGCUGCGAACAAUGGUGCCUACCCACCGGACCUGUCUCUCAUCGUGGCGGGACGCAAGGGCGGCGAGGACUACAUCUUCGCACUGCUGACGGGCUACGUGGAAGCGCCCGCCGGUGUUGUGCUCCGAGAGGGACAGAACUACAACCCCUACUUCCCCGGCGGUGCUAUCUCUAUGGCCCAAGUGCUGUUCGACGAGGCUGCUGAAUACAGCGAUGGAACACCAGCUACAGCGUCUCAACUGGCCAAAGACGUGGCCACCUUCCUCAGGUGGUGCUCCGAGCCUGAGCUCGACGACCGCAGGCUCAUGACCAUCAAAGCCAUCGGCAUGUUCUCGAUGCUGGCCGCCGUCGUCUACUACUACAAACGGCACAAGUGGUCCUCUAUCAAGUCCAGAAAGCUAGCCUACAAACCUGUAUCUAAGAAAUAAACCAGUAUAGUAGUGUUAUAACGUACAAUUUAGACAAUUUUUUUCCGAUAGGUGACCAUCAUCAUGUUAAUUUGUUAUAAUUAAAAUAAUUUAUUUCUUACAUGCGCCAUGUUUUCUUUCCCGGGAUUAUUGUGAAGUGUUCAUGCUUUGACCGUUACCAAUCAAAACCUGGCUAGUGAAUAGCUUAGCUGUUAGCUAGGUGGUAUUUUUAAUGUUAAUAAUUUAUGUAAUGUUAACUAACGUAUAUUAACUUAAGUCGUGGAAAUGAAUGCGGCUCUGCUAAUAUAAUGAAACUAUAUCAAUUAUUUGUAAACUGUGCCUGUUAUGUGGAGUUUGUUAAAAUGAUGAAUAAUGGUGUACAGUUCAAUAAACGAAGUACUGAAAAUCGUGGAA